This is a messenger RNA of Prorocentrum cordatum, 1445 nucleotides long. The record is from the annotation of a GenBank genome assembly. NCBI's taxonomy places the organism in Eukaryota, Dinophyceae, Prorocentrales, Prorocentraceae.
UGUUCUGGUGAGCAGAACAGCUGAUGAGAUUGCGCACGCACUACUUGUUUGCACUCAGACGUGCCUCCGCAUAUAGGUUUUGGACCCGUUCUGCUGUCACUCAGGCUGUCCAGGCGCGAGCCUGCCAUACUUUUGCACUCGCAUCUGCGAAGCACUACCCAAUCCGCCACAGCAAUGUUGUUUCGCCUCUGCGCUGUGUCCGCCGCGCUGUUCUUGGGAGCCAGGGGCGCAUCGCUUCGCGCUGAGCCUGCGCACAAUAACGCCUCGAAGCACGCGGCUGUGGACGACGCGGCGAAGAUCGGUGCCCUCCGGGAGAAGUUGCUGAAGAUGUCGGCCGGCCUCAGCAAGAUCGUGGACCCCCACGGGCCGUUGGCCAAGACCGAAUUGGGCCCAGAGAUGGCAGAGUUCAACGCCCGCGUGCACGCGGUUAUCAGCAGCACCGCGGGGAAGGGCGACAGGAAGUCACUCGAGCAGUUGGAGGAGGCGAUGGGCAGCGUGACGGGAUUGGUGAAGGAUCUGAACAAGCAGCAGUCGCGGCUGAUGCAGGAGAGCGAGGAGCAGCAGGACAGCCUGCUCCCGGGCGUGCUGACGACUAAGAAGGGCGAGCCUAUGGACAGCCAACUCGAGAUCCUCAAGGCCCCGGACUUCGCAGGCAUGGCGGUGACCAAGGCGAUCCUGGCCGGGCGGGAUCUGAAGACCCCGCUGUUCCAGCAGGUGGCCAACUUCCCGGACGCCCGCGGCGGCACGGUCGCUGGCGGCACCAAGCGCAGCGGCGCCGCGGCCUCUGGCUUGAGCAGCGCCGCCGUGUCGCAGAUCGUGACCUCGUUGCAGGCGCGCCUCUCCAGUCUCGAGGCGAACACUCGCCACGCCGAGGAGGCACACGCAAACGCCACAAGGAGAGCGAGGGCCCUGGAGAAGUCCAAGGACAACAGGUCCGCGAAGAUCAUGCGCGCCAUCGAGAGGAAGGAGGACCGCAAGUUCCAGAAGAUGUUGGCCAUCCGGCACCAGGACAUCAGCACCAUGAAGGCCGCCAUCACCGCGGUGGAGCACGGCGACAUGCAGGGCCUGGAGCGGGCGAAGGCGGCGCUGGAGAGCUCGAUGAAGAACAUGCAGUCGCACAACAGCGGCUUCCUGGUGCUCAUCCAGGAGGGACUCCGCGCGUCCGGCCUGGACUGCCCGUUCUGCGCCGCGCAGUGCGUGGACAAGUGCCACGAGGCGGGCAAGGCCUACGUCGAGUGCCUCACAGACUGCCAGGACGCGGGCAAGUGAGCCGCCUGCUUGCCCAUCCCUGGGCGGUCCGUCAAGGUGGGGCCGCCCACGGAAGCGUACACGCCCCGUGCCGAGCACCCCCGCGGUGCGAGACGUGGCCGAGAGGCCCGACGCCGAGAGCAUCGAGGAGCGCCAAAUCGAGGUCAAGCGAGACAUAGUCGGCCCGCGCAUCUCCC